AUGUCAACAUUCUUUAUUCUCACAGUAUUAUUCUGCUCUAUCUGUUCAAUAUGGACAGCAACACCAUUUAAAGAUUGUGGAUCAGUAUUAGGUACUAUUAAAUCAUUUGACGUCACUGGUUGUACAACAGUUCCAUGCAAAUUUGCCAAAGGACAAACUUAUACAAUGAAUUUAGAAUUUCAAUCAAAUGCUACAUCAAAAACAGCUUCAGUUCAUAUUCAUGGUGUUAUUGGUGGUAUUCCAGUUCCAUUUCCAUUACCUGAUCCUGAUGCUUGUAAAAUGAAUGUUAAAUGUCCAGUCAAUGCAAAUGAUGCAAACGUUGCAAUCAUGUCAUUACCUGUCUUAUCAUCAUAUCCAUCAAUUUCACUCUAUGUCAAACUUGAAAUAACCGCUGAUGAUCAAAAUAAAGAUUAUGCUUGUUUACAAUUUCCAGCAACUAUAACAAGUGGUUCAGCUCAAGAACGAAAUUUAGUUGGUUGGAAAAAAGGCAAAUUAUUCGAAAUGCUCAAUUAA
Molecule: messenger RNA, 513 nt
Organism: Adineta steineri
Lineage: Eukaryota; Metazoa; Rotifera; Eurotatoria; Adinetida; Adinetidae
Source: the annotation of a GenBank genome assembly